Messenger RNA from Salvia hispanica, 1851 nucleotides. The record is from RefSeq and is a predicted model, not a curated record. NCBI's taxonomy places the organism in Eukaryota, Viridiplantae, Streptophyta, Magnoliopsida, Lamiales, Lamiaceae.
CCAAUUGGUAGCCUCAUUAUCCAGUUCAUCAUCAAGUAGAAUUCAGUUCUCUCUCAAUCUUCUUCGAUUUUAAUUACUCCAUAUUUUUUCCGUCCAGAUUCAUCAACCAAAUUCUUUGCUUCAUAUAUAGAAUAUCCUGCAAAAAAGGAAGGAAGAAUUUAAUCACUGAUCAUCGGAGGCAUUGGUUGCGUACAAAUUUUUUGUCGAUCACUCCAUUCCUCAAUUUCAAUCAGGUUUUAUCAUCGAGCAAAUUUUGGAUUUGCUCGAUCGAUUAAUGCAAUACAGAGAGGCGAAGACGACGGACUGUAAUUGCGCGAUCUCUGGAUCAAAUUAUGUCAGAGAUCACCAACGAGAGUGGGAGUUCAAUGUCGUCCGAUACGUCGACGGCCGCCAGCAGCAGCAGCAGCCAUAGCGGCGAAUCAAACGCCGCCGGUGGCGGCGGACAGGAGCUGAGCCCUAAUCUCUUCAAAAAGUAUGAGCUCGGCAGACUGCUCGGCUGCGGCGCCUUCGCGAAGGUCUACCACGCGCGCGUCAUCCGCAGCGGGCAGAGCGUGGCGAUAAAAGCCAUCAGCAAGCAGCGGAUUCAGAUGGGGAAACUCGCCGCCAACAUCAAGCAGGAGAUCUCUAUCAUGCGCCGCCUCCGCCACCCACACAUCGUCACCCUCCACGAAGUCCUCGCCACCAAAACCAAGGUCUACUGCGUUUUGGAAUUCGCCAAGGGCGGCGAGCUCUUCGCGAAGAUCGCCAAAUACCGAUUCAGCGAGGAUCUCAGCCGGAAAUAUUUCCAGCAGCUCAUCUCCGCCGUCGAUUACUGCCACUCGCACGGCGUCUUCCACCGCGAUCUCAAGCCGGAGAAUCUCCUCCUCGACGAGAAUUGGGAUCUGAAAAUCACCGAUUUCGGCCUCAGCGCCGUCACCGGCCAAACGCGGCAGGACGGACUCCUCCACACGCUCUGCGGCACGCCGGCGUACGUCGCGCCGGAAAUCCUGGCGAAGAAAGGCUACGACGGCGCGAAGAUCGACGUCUGGUCGUGCGGCGUAAUCCUCUACGUCCUCAACGCCGGAUAUUUACCCUUCAACGACACAAAUCUAAUGGCGAUGUACAGGAAAAUCUACAAAGGCGAAUUCCGAUGCCCUAAAUGGACUUCGCCGGAGCUCCGGCAAUUCCUCUCCCGCGUAUUAGAUCCGAAUCCGAGCACUCGAAUCACGAUCCACGAGAUCCUGAACGAUCCGUGGUUUAGAAAGGGGUACAAAGGCAUCAACCACCCGAUCGACAAACAAUUCGAAUUCAAGGAAUCCGGCGACGAAUCGCGAUUUCUGAAUGCGUUCGACCUGAUCUCCUACUCAUCCGGCGCGGAUCUGUCCGUUUUGUUCGAUUACCAUGUGAAAUCGGAGAUGUUCGUGUCGAAGAAGUCGGCGGAGACGAUAAUCGGGAGGCUGGAGGCGGCGGCGGAGGAAGUGGGGAUGGGAGUGACGAAGAAGGGAAUGGGGGUGCGGCUGCACGGGCAGAACUGGAAAUACGUUAUUAUGGUGGAGAUUAACCGGCUAACGGAAGAGCUGGUGGUGGUGGAGGUUAAAAGCAGUGGAUUUGGACGUGAUUUGUGGCGAGAUAAAUUUAAGCUUGCGGUUAAUGAUUUAAUUUACGAACCGCAACCGUCGUUAUCCGGUCAUUAACGGGGUUUGCAACUUGUAGAAGUAUUAAUAUAGAGUGUAUAUUCUUCAAUUUCUAUCCCUCUCCGCUCUAUGCUAGAUCCAUCACAUUUCAAAAGACUAGGUAGUAGCUUUCUAUCAAUCCAUUCAUCUUUUGAAAUGUAAAUAUUCCUGUUUACUAAUUUUUCAACUUUUUAGCAAA